Molecule: messenger RNA, 8840 nt
Organism: Ochotona curzoniae (black-lipped pika)
Lineage: Eukaryota; Metazoa; Chordata; Mammalia; Lagomorpha; Ochotonidae
Gene: RAPGEF6
Product: Rap guanine nucleotide exchange factor 6
Exons: 28
Coding region: 940-5655 (1571 amino acids)
Biological process (GO): positive regulation of GTPase activity; Ras protein signal transduction; positive regulation of ERK1 and ERK2 cascade
Cellular component (GO): apical plasma membrane; plasma membrane; endocytic vesicle
Molecular function (GO): guanyl-nucleotide exchange factor activity; protein binding
Source: RefSeq, a predicted model, not a curated record
UCUCAGAAAUCAUCACUAAUGACAUUUGAUUUGUCAGAACAAAUAGGGGCCAACUCAGAUGCAUGUGAGAGCACACGCAUAACUUCCACUUCUUGGUUAUUGGCUGGCAAGAUCCCAUUACUAAAGAACAAAUAGGAUAAAAUGUAUGUUUGAGACCAUUUUGGAAAUAUAGUUUACCACAUCAUUACUUGUUCUGCUGUUUUCUGAAGUUUUAUGAAUCUUUCUCAUUUGCUGUGGUUUCCUCUUUUAAUCUAUUUGUCCUUGUUUUGGGAUACUUCAAAAUCUUUUUCACUGUAAUUUUAGUUUUAGCAUAGAUGAUUUGAUUCAAUCCAUCGUAGGUAAUCUUGUUGCUGAUUGUUGCUCCAGAACUCUUACCCUGCUGGAGAACAAAUGGUCUUGUCAUUAUCAUCUGGUUGUUUUGUGGUCUAGUUGUGUAUCAAGGCAGCAGGGUUGUGUUUGGGAGACGUUCACCCUGCAAUAAGGGGAUUAUUAAGAAAUACACUGGUACAUUUUAUGUGGAGGAUUUAAAUGUGUCUACUUUUUAUCGUCAGACUGCAUCAGCAUAAAUAGCAUCAGUUUAUAAGCGCUUUCUGUUUACCGGAGUGAGGAGUAGAGAACGGUGUCCUUAGUGAACAGUAGCACUGUCCUAUUCAUCCUGUUUUUUCUUCAGUGGUGGAUUUUGAAUCUCUUGAGAAAGCACUUUAAGUUUCAUUUUAAGAGAAUUAAUAAAUCAAUCAUCUUGAAAUGAUAGCCAGAACUUUUAAGAUGCUGAAAUUUGUAAUUAUUGGAAAACUGUAUAAUCUGGAGGAAAGAAAAUACUUUAAUGAGGAUGUAAAACUUUUUUAGGGAUUUGGAGGUUACUAUGGAAUACACAGUGUUUCAUAUAAGAACAUUUCUCUUCCACAGGACUUAAAUACUAUUUAUUCUUAUCUUCAUGGAAUGGAAAUAUUAUCAAAUCUCAGGGAACACCAGCUUAGAUUAAUGUCUGCAAGAGCACGCUAUGAGAGAUACAGUGGUAAUCAGAUUCUUUUUUGCUCAGAAACGAUUGCCAGAUGUUGGUAUAUCCUGCUUUCUGGAUCUGUGCUUGUGAAAGACUCCAUGGUCUUACCUCCCUGCAGUUUCGGUAAGCAGUUUGGAGGAAAAAGAGGAUGUGAUUGUCUUGUAUUAGAGCCUUCAGAAAUGAUUGUGGUAGAGAAUUCUAAAGACAAUGAAGAUAGUUUUCUACAAAGAGAAAUUCCUGCCAGACAAUCUCGAAGAAGGUUUCGGAAAAUUAACCAUAAAGGAGAGCGCCAAACCAUUACUGACAAUGUGGACAUCAAUAGCUAUCUUUCUCUUCCAGCUGAUCUUACCAAGAUGCACCUCACUGACAGCCCUCAUCCCCAGGUGACUCCUGUGUCUUCUAGUCAGUCUGCUUGUAGCAUUGCCAGUGACUCUGGAAGCAGCAGUUUAUCUGAUAUCUAUCAGGCUACAGAAAGUGAGGUAGGAGAUGUAGAUUUGACACGCCUUCCAGAAGGACCUGUUGAUUCUGAGGAUGAAGAAGAGGAAGAUGAAGAGAUUGACCGCACAGAUCCACUACACGGGCGGGAUGUUGUUCGAGAAUGUCUUGAAAAAGAGCCUGCAGACAAGACUGAUGAUGACAUUGAACAGUUACUAGAGUUCAUGCACCAGCUCCCUGCCUUUGCAAACAUGACCAUGUCUGUGAGGAGAGAGCUCUGUUCAGUGAUGAUUUUCGAAGUGGUAGAGCAGGCUGGAGCUGUUAUUCUUGAAGAUGGCCAAGAGCUUGACUCGUGGUAUGUUAUUUUAAACGGCACUGUAGAAAUCACUCAUCCAGAUGGAAAGGUUGAAAAUCUCUUUAUGGGAAAUAGUUUUGGAGUUACUCCCACUCGGGAUAGGCAGUACAUGCACGGAAUUGUGAGGACUAAAGUAGACGAUUGUCAGUUUGUCUGCAUAGCCCAGCAGGAUUAUUGGAGAAUUCUAAAUCAUGUGGAAAAAAAUACCCAUAAAGUGGAGGAAGAGGGAGAAAUUGUCAUGGUUCAUGAGCACCGGGAGCUAGACCGGAGUGGGACCAGGAAAGGACACAUCGUCAUCAAGGCAACGCCUGAGCGUCUCAUCAUGCAUUUAAUAGAAGAACAUUCCAUUGUGGACCCAACGUAUAUAGAAGAUUUCUUAUUAACAUAUAGGACAUUUCUUGAAAGCCCUUUGGAUGUUGGAAUCAAACUGUUGGAAUGGUUUAAGAUUGACAGCUUGAGGGAUAAGGUGACACGGAUUGUAUUAUUGUGGGUAAAUAAUCAUUUUAAUGAUUUCGAAGGUGAUCCAGCUAUGACUCAUUUUCUAGAGGAAUUUGAAAAACAUCUAGAAGAUACGAAAAUGAAUGGUCAUCUGCGGUUAUUAAAUAUUGCUUGUGCAGCAAAGGCAAAGUGGAGACAGGUUGUGUUGCAGAAGGCUUCCCGGGAGUCCCCUCUGCAUUUUACCCUUAAUGGAGGAAGUGAGAAAGGAUUUGGUGUUUUUGUUGAAGAGGUAGAACCAGGUAGCAAAGCUGCCGAUGCGGGAUUGAAACGUGGUGAUCAAAUAAUGGAAGUAAAUGGACAAAAUUUCGAGAAUAUCACGUUUGUGAAGGCCCUUGAAAUUUUGAGGAAUAAUACACAUCUUGCACUUACUGUAAAGACCAACAUUUUUGUGUUCAAAGAACUACUCAGCAGGGCUGAACAGGAGAAGUGCGGGAUUCCUCAUAUUCCCAAAAUCGCUGAAAAAAAAAGUAAUCGUCAUUCCAUCCAGGAUGUGCCGGGGGAUAUUGACCAAACAUCACAGGAGAAAGCAAAUAAGAAGGUCAAAGCAAAUACUGUUUCAGGAGGAAGAAACAAAAUCAGGAAAAUUUUGGAUAAGACACGAUUUAGUAUCUUGCCUCCAAAACUGUUCAGUGAUGGAGGCCUGAGUCAGUCACAGGAUGACAGCAUUGUGGGAACAAGGCACUGCAGGCACAGUCUGGCCAUCAUGCCCAUUCCUGGGACCCUCUCCUCCAGCAGUCCUGACCUCCUGCAGCCCACCACGAGCAUGCUGGAUUUUUCCAACCCUUCAGAUAUUCCUGAUCAAGUUAUAAGAGUAUUCAAAGCAGAUCAGCAGAGUUGCUACAUCAUCAUCAGUAAAGAUACUACAGCGAAGGAAGUUGUUUGUCAUGCUGUGCAUGAAUUUGGCUUGACUGGCGCAUCUGACACUUACUCUCUGUGUGAAGUUUCUGUUACACCUGAGGGAGUCAUAAAGCAGAGAAGACUUCCAGACCAGUUCUCCAAGUUAGCCGACAGAAUUCAACUGAAUGGAAGGUACUAUUUAAAAAAUAACAUGGAAACAGAAACCCUGUGUUCCGAUGAAGAUGCUCAGGAGCUGGUGAAGGAGAGUCAGCUCUCCAUGCUGCAGCUCAGCACCAUUGAGGUCGCCGCCCAGCUGUCAAUGAGGGACUUCGAUUUGUUCCGGAACAUUGAGCCUACUGAGUACAUUGAUGAUCUUUUUAAGUUAGAUUCCAAAAUAGGGAAUACUCACUUGAAAGCAUUCGAAGACAUUGUGAACCAAGAAACAUUCUGGGUUGCCUCGGAGAUUUUGACUGAAUCAAAUCAGCUCAAGCGAAUGAAACUUAUUAAGCAUUUUAUUAAAAUUGCACUUCAUUGUCGGGAGUGUAAAAACUUCAAUUCCAUGUUUGCAAUAAUAAGCGGCUUGAACUUGGCACCUGUAGCACGACUCAGAGGUACUUGGGAAAAGUUACCAAGCAAAUACGAGAAGCAUCUCCAGGAUCUGCAAGACCUUUUUGAUCCAUCCAGAAACAUGGCAAAAUACAGAAAUAUCCUUAGUAGUCAGAGCAUGCAGCCUCCAAUAAUUCCACUUUUUCCUGUUGUCAAGAAAGAUAUGACAUUUCUGCAUGAAGGAAAUGACUCUACAGUAGAUGGUUUAGUAAACUUUGAAAAACUCAGAAUGAUCGCCAAGGAAAUCCGUCAAGUUAUGCGAAUGGCGUCUGCUAAUAUGGACCCGGCUGUGAUGUUUAGGCAGAGGUCACUGAGUCAAGGCAGCACAAAUUCAAACAUGCUGGAUAUUCAGGGAAGCGGGCACAAGAAACGAGCACGCCGUAGCUCUCUGCUUAAUGCCAAAAAGCUAUAUGAGGAUGCCCAGAUGGCACGGAAAGUCAAGCAGUAUCUUUCUGGUCUGGAUGUAGAGACAGAUGAGGAGAAGUUCCAGAUGAUGUCCUUGCAGUGGGAGCCUGCGUAUGGUACCUUGACCAAGAAUUUAAGCGAGAAAAGAUCUGCCAAAUCAUCUGAAAUGUCUCCAGUGCCUAUGAGGUCAGCUGGCCAGCCAGCUAAAGUGCACUUGCAUCAGCCCCACAGAGUCAGCCAGGUGCUUCAGGUGCCAGCUGUUAACCUGCAUCCCAUCAGGAAGAAGGUACAAGUGAAAGACUCCAUGUUGAGUACAAGUUUACCUCAGAAAGUUCUAGGAGUAGCUGAUGAAGCAGGUAGUAGGAAACACCCAGAAGACGCGCUGUCCGUGGCCUCAUCCUUGCACUCCAGUCCCCCUGCCUCUCCCCAAGGCUCGCCCCGCAAAGGUUACACACUCACUCCAUCAGCUAAAUCUGACAACUUAUCUGACUCCAGCCAUAGUGAGAUUUCUUCACGGUCCAGCAUCGUGAGCAAUUGUUCUGUGGACUCCAUGUCUGCAGCUCUGCAGGAUGAACGGUGUUCUGCCCAGGCCCUGGCACUUCCUGAAUCUACCAGAGCAUUGGAAAAAGCAGAGCAGCCCUCAGGAACGGGAGACCAUGGGCAGCUUGGUCCUGGGGGGCCACUCCCGAAGCCAUCUCUAAUCAAGGCUCUGACUGUCUCCGCUUCCGUGAGCAGCGAAGAGAUUUCUCACGAGCAUAUCAUCAUAGAAGCAGCUGACAGCGGUCGAGGCAGUUGGACUUCCUGUUCCUCCAGCUCACAUGACAACUUCCAAAGCCUUCCCAACCCCAAAAGCUGGGAUUUUUUGAACUCUUACCGCCAUACCCAUCUGGAUGACCCUAUUGCUGAAGUUGAAUCUACUGAGUGCGAGUCAUUUUCCUGUCCUAAAGGUUGCUCUAGAACUUGUGAUCCUUGUAAAGGAAGCCUUGAGAGUAAUCAUUCGAGACAGAGCUGGGCCUCCUCCAGCUCUCUGUCUGACACAUUUGAGCCCAACUACGGGACAGUUAAACGGAGAGUGAUAGAAAGUGCCCCCACUGAGUCGUGUGAAGGCACGGACCCCAAGGAUGCCACAGACCCACUGUAUAAGACUGUCACUUCCAGUACAGAAAAGGGCUUAAUCGUGUACUGUGUCACUUCACCCAGGAAGGACAGUAGGUACAGGGAGCCGCCUCCGACUCCUCCAGGCUAUUUGGGAAUUUCUUUAGCCGACCUAAAAGAAGGACCCCACCCGCACCUAAAGCCUCCAGACUAUAAUGUGGCCGUGCGGCGGUCCAAGAUGAUGCAGAGCGGCCUCUCUCGACCGCCGCCAGCACCUGUCGCUAGCCGCCCUGGGGCCUGUACCCCGGCGAAGACUGUAGGCCAGCCCCAGAGGCAGCAGCCGCAGCCGCCCCCUGCUGCCGUAGCAGUGUUGACUGAUGCAGAUAGCGAAGCCGACGAAAAUGAACAAGUGUCAGCAGUGUAGCCUUCGGAUGGCUCCAUUGAAGAGCACUGAAAGUCACAGCAGAGGGCUGGCACCACCUCAAUGCCGUGCCCGGGCCGCUGCCAACCAACAGCUUGAUGCUGCUUCCAGCCCAUGCAGAGGUGCCACUCCUGGCGCUCCAAGCAGUGAGACAGUCACCUUCCCUUUCCUGUAGUCCCUGUAGAGUGUCCUCCGCCUGGAUGCUGGGCCUGGGGACAUUGUGCCAGAACUGCCUUGGGACCACAGUUACAGGACAAGUUGGGACUUGGUUGUCUUCGUGCAUAUCACUGUGGAUUUUCCUUUAACAAGUGAUUUUAAAAGCAGUGGUAUUACUUUUUCCAAGCCAUAGCUUGGGCUAAAGAACAAAUUCAGAAUGUCUGCCAAUGCCAAGGAUGUUCUUAUGUAUUUGAAGAGUAACUUAUUAUUUAAAAUGUUGUGUUUUUGUUUGUAUUUGGGAGCUCGUGCUAGUUGAUGUGUGUGUUUGAGGCCAUAAACCUGUGCCUGCCCUGAGCCAGGGAAGUCGCCUGUGGAGGUUCGACAUGUUUGGUUGGCACAGACACAGCCCAUCCUGUAGCACCCGUGCCGGUGGGGGCCCAGGUGAGGCCAAACAGGAAGCCUUUGUCCUUGAGGGGUCAAGAAGCCUGCUGCUCACGGUGUAGGGACCAAGUGCAGCUGCUGUUGGGUUUGCCGUCAGUCCCGUGGGACAGGGGCGGAGGUAUUAUACAGUAGGCAGGAACCCUAAUUUCCAGAAAACAACUUUUGAUAUUUAAUGGCGUAGAAAUCAUGCUGUGUAUAAAAUUAAAAGUGCACAAAUGAACAUCCAGUUAAUAGAGAACUGUCCAGAACAGCUAAACUAAAAUUUCUCUCAGUUCACAUAAGGAGUUCUUUUUCUUUUUAAAGGAAGUAUAAUCUGUAAAUUGCUUUAAGCUUGCAGUAUCUGUUGUGCUACUCAAGUCCCACCCUGGCUGGAGCACCGUGCCAUGUCCGGCUCGGGCAGGCCCUGUGCCUCUGCACUACCACUGUCCUGCUCAGGAGCCCACUGGGCUGAAAUCGGUUGGAAACGUGUGUGAGAAAAACAAGGUGGACUUGUAGAAGUGACUGCCUUUUGAUUCCCAGCUUAUCCUUGUGAGGACGCCGCUUUCCUGACUUCUGGCCUCGGCAUUGUUGCUUCAGUUGUUAAAAUUCAGUGUUUACUGGGUAAGGCAGGUUAUUCACAUUUUAACAGAUUAGUAUUUGUGUGAAGUUUAAAUUUUUUCAUCUGCUUUUCAAGAGUAAAGACAAGUGAGAUUUUGAUGAACUUCUGUGUGUACCAAAAAGACAAACUAGGCAAACGCCAAAGUCACAAAGGUAGCCCAGGACCGGCUCGGAUCCAGGUAGGGCCAAGUCAGAGUGACGGUGUGCACUGCGUUGUUGGAGUUUGCUGUUUUUCCUGAGCGGGCUCUUUUCUCUGUUUUCCUGCCUGUUCCCUUGGUUUUAAGGUAGUGAGUCACUUCCUGAUGGUACUAGUUUAUUUUACCCAUCAAAAUGAUUAGCUCUUCUGUUUAGGAAAAGCAGUGUGUCUGGAAGAUUUCUCUGAAAUUAGGCUGGGGCUGGAGGCCACACUGAGCAGAGGCUCAAACGUGGGAUUAGAAGGAAGCAUGCUGUGUUGCUUCCUGGGUCCUUUGAAGUGGAAGUCGCCUGUAUCACAAAAUCGCCACAUUCGAAAAUCAUGGCAUUGUGAUUUGGCCUGUGAUCAGUAGUCCUCCGUUACAGAUUAUUAUUUUUCCUUUGCCAACACUGAUUUAUACAGUAUUCUUUACAUGUCUACAGCAAAAUAGAGUGGAAGAUAUUUUAGCUGUACCUACCUUUUUAACAAUUUUUGGUAUCUAUUUUUGCCAUUUUAUAUUCAUUAUUCCAAAAAAAAAAAGUGCUUUCUGCACAGUAUGUUUUGUUUAGCAGAUCUUUCAAGCCAAACAGAAAUAAGCCUUACCUGUUAUUGUCCUUGCUGAAUCAGUAGCACCGUGCAUGCAGGGUGGGUCUGGGACUCGUACAUCAUGGCUGCCUUGUUUUAUUUAGCUUUAGCUGUGUGUUUGGACCAGCCGAUCACAUUGAUUGGCAAAUAAAGCCAAAUGCUUUGUAGUUUGGUAUGUUUGAAUAUCAUAAAAGCUCCUGAGGUUUUGGUUUUUGCAUUUUAACUUGAGGGAAUAUUUCCCCAUUUUAGUUUUCCAUGUGACGGAAACGCAGGAAGCCUUAACCUGUACUUGCUCUGAUCCAAAUCCCCUUUUCUCCUUACUUUAUAAAAUUGUGGCUUUAAUUAAAAAAAAAAAAGUGAGUGCCCUGUCCAUCCGUUUAGAACUCUGAAUCUGCUGCAACAACUAACACCACAGCAAGCCCUCGGUGCAGACUCCUGCCCGGCAGCGCACGCACCUCCACUGCAGCCUGGCAGCCUCAGUAGGUUUGCAUCUUCUCCAAGUGCUUGCCGCCAAAAAACUUGGGGAAAGAGUAAUAAACCUUUUAUGGAUUUUCAUGAAGGUGGUAAUUCCAAUAUCAUCGUCAUCCCUGUCCCCGCCUUGGAGAAGAAUCUCUCCCAGCUGCAAAUGUGGCCGUCAUCUAGGGGAUUUCUAAAACAACCCUGAGUUUUAUAGAAUUCUUCACCUUACAAAGAAGAAACAGUUUCCUUACGUAGUUAAAGUGAUGAUUAUAGUUCUGGUGCAAGAUUGGCAACAAUGUGAUGUUACCAUGUCUGUUUGCAUGGCAUUGCCUUACAGGCUAGGAGGAGGGGCUGGAUCUCCAGAAAAGUGUCCCAGUUUGCAAACUUGAACCCCAGUUGGUCUCUAGGUUUUGUUAUACCUUCCUAAGGCUUUCUUUAUUUUUGAUACACAGAAUGCAGUUGAACCUAAAAUCUUUUUAAAUUGAACAUGUGAGCUUGUCAGCAACAGAGAAAAACAAAAUUGCACAGUUGUAAUAAUCAAGUAACAAUUGUACUGCACAAUUCCAUGAUUGUAAGGCAUCCUGUGACAAUGCUGUCUCCUAUUUUUUGAUACCUCUGAAAUUUAUGUCUUUUAGAAAGACAGUGCCUCUGUAUGCUUUUUGUAUUUUUAAUGAGUGUAAAUAUUUGUUAUAUUUUUGGUUAAGAGAAUGUAAAAGUACCAUUUAUUAUUAUCAUAGCUACUAAUACAUUGGUGGAAUCAAUAAAGAGUCUACAUUAA